Messenger RNA from Sinocyclocheilus rhinocerous, 999 nucleotides. Its product is annotated as corticotropin-releasing factor receptor 1-like. Gene Ontology annotation, biological process: cell surface receptor signaling pathway; adenylate cyclase-activating G protein-coupled receptor signaling pathway. The coding region runs from base 1 to 738 and encodes 245 amino acids. The transcript has 7 exons. Gene Ontology annotation, cellular component: plasma membrane; neuron projection. Gene Ontology annotation, molecular function: G protein-coupled peptide receptor activity; corticotrophin-releasing factor receptor activity; corticotropin-releasing hormone binding. The record is from RefSeq and is a predicted model, not a curated record. Lineage: Eukaryota; Metazoa; Chordata; Actinopteri; Cypriniformes; Cyprinidae.
AUGACACGUAAAUGCACAACUGAGGCAACUGCUAACUGUGUGUUUAUGGGAUUUGUGUUUGUUAACGUGUUUGUGGAUCUGAGGAGUAUCCGGUGUCUGAGAAAUAUCAUCCACUGGAACCUGAUUACAGCAUUUAUCCUGCGAAAUGCCACCUGGUUCGUGGUGCAGCUCACUAUGAACCCAGAGGUGCAUGAGAGCAAUGUGAUCUGGUGCAGGCUGGUCACAGCAGCGUAUAAUUAUUUCCAUGUGACCAACUUCUUCUGGAUGUUUGGAGAGGGCUGUUAUCUGCACACAGCAAUAGUACUGACAUACUCCACCGACAAACUGAGGAAAUGGAUGUUCAUUUGUAUAGGCUGGUGUAUUCCAUUCCCCAUUAUUGUCGCUUGGGCCAUUGGCAAGCUGUACUAUGACAAUGAAAAGAAAGCAGUAAAGGCCACACUGGUUCUUCUGCCGCUGCUGGGCAUCACAUACAUGCUGUUCUUCGUCAACCCAGGCGAGGAUGAGAUCUCACAGAUUGUCUUCAUCUACUUCAACUCUUUCCUAGAGUCCUUUCAGGGCUUUUUUGUGUCAGUGUUCUACUGCUUUUUGAACAGUGAGGUACGCUCAGCCGUUCGUAAGCGCUGGCACCGCUGGCAGGAUAAGCACUCCAUUCGGGCACGGGUGGCACGGGCCAUGUCUAUACCCACCUCUCCGACACGGGUCAGUUUCCACAGCAUCAAGCAGUCGUCGGCCGUCUGACCAGAACAGAAAUGAAGCAUCAGUCCCCGUUUCUUCUGCUCCCGCUCUUUCCGUCCUCAGCUAACCAUCCACAUCCUUUGCAAAACCCAGGGAUAACAGCUAUGGGCCAAACAGGGUAUGAUCCUCAGCUGAAACAUAGAUGAAGGGUGGAAAUGUACAGAGAUAACGAGGUCCACCUGCCAAACACAGAGGGGAAAAAACUGCUUCAGAAUCAGAUUAGAGCAUCGGUGGUCUCAGACGGCAAUGGGAGACCGUGGGAGG